CAUCCGAUACUGAGUCUGACAAUCCCACGCUGGUGACGGCGCUAAAAUCAGUUGUGAAACUCAAUUUUUGGAUCUUUUCCAGCAUUUUACAGUAUCGAGCUUCUUGAUAUCGCAUGCUCACUUCGUGAGUUUCUUUUGGCGUUUCCAUCUCAAACCGCUUCGACGUUUGGCGAACACAUAGACUCACUAUUGCACAACCCGCGGGCUGGCGAACACAACCCACACCGCCAUCCGGUUCUAAGCUGGUGUUUCACCUUACCGCAAGAAACCCUCCGCUCGGCCACUUUCCAAGCAGAACACAGCGGACGCACAGGUGGACGCAUGGCGGACGAAGCGGACUGGCUGCCGGACUUGGCGGCGCUGGCGUCUCUCAGCGUGGCUGUGCACUACGUGCUGGGGUUCUACGGGCUACUGGGCGCGCUAUUGAUCUUUACCGUGCUGGAGCACGGCUCCAAACUGCGUGGCAAGAGUGUGGAAUGCGAGCGGACGCCGUCUGCUCUCGAGGACGACGCGUCCACUGAAGGAGACGAUGAAGUCCCGCAGGGCGAGGAGCAACAGGACGAGGAACAGGAGGAGGAAAUACAGCACCACCGCGUGGCCAGUCUCAUAGUGAGCGAUGUUGGCAGCGGAGCGCCGCGCGAGUACAUGGAGAUGAACUCGCGUACACCCAUCCCCUUCGAAACGGAGCUCUUCAUGGGGCAUGCGCUCUUUCUAGUACGCACGCAGCCCGAGGAUCCGCACUACGCGGCGCUCUUCGCUGGCAAGCGUCGCAUGUUCUGGAUCCAGGUACAGGGGCGCUUCAAACAGGCACCAAAAGGUCCCGUCUAUCUAGGGGGUGAAUUGCCAGCACGGAUCGCCCCCGGAGUGUUCACACGCAGCGUAGCGCUAGUCAUCAUGGGACUCAUCAGGAGACUCGUGGGUCGGGUGAGUUUCAGCUUUGGCAGCUCUACAGACAGCGAGGACUCCGACGAAUUGCCAGCCGUCGCAUUCCCAUUGUAUCAAUCAGCGGACCAAUUCGUGGAAACGCAAGAAGGACAAACUCCUCCUGUAUUAGGUACAGGAGACUUUGGAGAGACUGAAGUGCAACGCAGAGAGAGAAGACAUACGCCUCUAGGAGCAGAAGAGUAUGCGGUUGGACCCACAUACACGUUCGACUUCCACACUAUGUACGUGGACUUGACGAGGUGGGAGACAGCCAACUUGCCUAGUGGCCUUAAUGCCAUGGAUCUCGCCAGCUUUUUCGACUCAUUACCGUUGAGAUUGGUUGCGUAUCAAGUGAAAUCAACAGAUUUUGAAGCCUCUGACAGCCAUCGACAGCGAGACAAGGACUAUUUGUUCUCGUUUGAGGUCAAAUACGAUAAGCACGGACGUCAUAAUGACGAGGAGAUGAGAGAAGACGCUGGACAAGGCAGUGGAUCUGGCAGAACAUCGACUGCGGGAUUGAGUCUCUUGGGUUCGGAGAUGAGCACUAUGAGCACAACACUGAGUGAUGCCAGCUCACUGACCGAAGAGGACCCGGUGUUAGCGGAGGAACAGGCGGUUUUCUUGCGUUUGGAACACGCGCGACGACUUGGCCAGCUCUCGUUCUCUUAUCUUUGCUGGAUGGAGGAAGUGGACGUGGCUUCCGAUGUGCGUCGUGUACACUACGUGUUUGCGGUGAAAGAUAAGGUAGGCGAUUACGAAGAUAUGGACGCAGACGACGAACUAUCGAGGCCUCAACACCACCACCGACUAGCUAUUAUCAGCAGUUAUGAGCUGCGUAACUUGCUGCAACGUCGUCAUGCUUUGAAAGGUGAGAAGGUCACUGACGAGCUCGCCAAAUUGCGAUUCCACAGUCGCUCGCGCAUUGGCAGCUACAGUACAAUCUCGUCCGAGGCACAGCAGGUUGUGAUGCACUUGCAACGGCUGGCUGAUGAGCCACUUCCACAGUCUGGACUACCGUCAUAUUCUAGUGAUUGCCCCAGUGACACCGAGACGUUAGACGGUGACAGUAAUGGAGAGAAGAGAAGUCUCGACGAGAAUCGGGUAAUUGCAGCCCAAGCAGCACUCUACAAAUGCCUGACGAAGCGUCAACGCCUACAAGAAUCGUUUACGGCCAGUACCAAGCUGUCUCCUUCUCGAAUUGGUGUAAAUCUGAGCCGCCGUGACCGCCAAGACAUGGGCGUGGUCUUCGAAGGAGUCGUGUACCGUUAUUACGCGGCCGAGUUACUACGUCAAGAGGUGCUUCUGCUCACUAAAGACACGCUCUUGUUUUACCGAUCAUACGCUUCAAGCGCAGAGAAGCAGGUGUCCUGUUCGCAUAUCAUCGGUGCUCGAGCAGUGGAGAUGCCUUCAGGUGCUGUGUUUCACGAUGGUGCCAGCGGUAUCGAUGGGGUUUAUGCAUUGCAGAUCAGCACGUUCGCAGAGGAAAUUGUGCUCUGUGUUGGCACGAGUUCCACUCGAGAUGCGUGGGUGAGAGGCAUUUUGCAGUAUUGCAACCCCAAGACCAACUUUGAUCGUGCACUGCAAGGCGAAAUGUACAUUAGAUUCGCCGCCACCACUGCGCUUCGACCUGCAAACCGUGUCGAACUCAAUUCUCGACUACUUUUUCCGCAACUGAAGCAACAAGACAGCGUGAUCUCAGUUGACACCAUUCCUGGCGCGUUGAAGCUUGUGAAACGCACUUUGACGCGUGCAUUGCACAUUCUCAAUAACGCGCAGGAGCUUUCUGUGACCGACGUGCUGGCGUUCUUAGAUGACGCUAGUUCACUGCGAGAAGUGGACUUGAAGCUACUACAGGACUCGGGGUCACACGAAGAGCAAGUUGCGUUCUACCUGAAUUUAUACCACACAAUACUGGCCCAUGCCAUGAUCGCUCAAGGUUUUCCACGCGGAAAAAAUCAGUGGAGUCACUUUCUCACUCGAACAUGUUACGCACUGAGUUGUGGACCAAAUGGAGAGCAGGUGAGUCUGUCGCUGGCCGAAAUUGAGCACGUGAUCCUACGAUCUCGCUUGCCUCGCGCAGAGCUGCCAUAUUUGAACGUUAAUAACGUCAUAAAAGCAGCGAACGGUCCAGCUAGUCGACUUGAAGAUCUUGGGAUCGCACAUCCAGAUUUUCGCCUUAGUCUGGCGCUAGUGAUGAACCACAUGAACAGCGAAGAAAUCGUCAUAUAUGAGCCAGAAAGCGUACAUGAUCAACUGAACGCCGUUCUACGCUCGUUGCUGAAACGCAGUAGCGCUCAAGGGUGUUUGGAGAUGAAGGAGGACUCGAAUACUAUUGUGUUACCCCGUGUGUUUGAGUGGUACGGCUGCGACUUUGGAGGAGUUGCCAGAGUGGGUAUUGGCCAGCGGGAUGACGAUGCCUCUACAAUUUAUUGUGUCCGGAAGCUGCUGGGGUUCAUGGACACCACGCUGCAGCUACAGGUUAUUAAUGCGUUGGGUCUUGAUGACACUCCUCUUCGCACUAAAUUCCGCUCUUUCAAGUACAUACCGAAGACUACGCUACUGGAAGAUCAGAGUUGUCAGCCUGAAAGCACUGACAACAAGGACUCGACUCAAACAGAAGGUGGCGGGAUGACGCAGCUCUAGUCAUGCAAUUUUCACCUGUGUAUUUAUCAGUGAAUCGAACCUCAUCAAUCAGAUAAUUCGAAAUGUUAGUGUAUCUUUCCAAGCGUUCACUUCAACAUGACUUAGCUUCAACUCUAUUGGGGCUUCAAUGUCACAAGGCUUCAUUUUUCACAUGUUUUACUGGUUCGGUUUGGCUCUCUUUCUCAUCUUCUCUCGCUCAAUAUUAGUCUCUUCACGCAGGGGGAAAGGUUGUGUAGGAAACAACAACAGAAAACGAGAGCUUGCCUCCAAACCAAAACCCAAUAAUAAUAAUACCAAUACGCCUUGGACGUUCAUUCGAC
Molecule: messenger RNA, 3887 nt
Organism: Phytophthora nicotianae INRA-310
Lineage: Eukaryota; Oomycota; Peronosporomycetes; Peronosporales; Peronosporaceae
Exons: 1
Coding region: 322-3567 (1081 amino acids)
Source: RefSeq, a predicted model, not a curated record